UUUCCCACUUCACUUCUACUCUUCCCUUUUUUUUUUGUCUGCCGGAGGGUUUAUAAGUUUCCGGUGAUAUGGGUUCCGUGUUACUACCAGAUCUGGCUACACAGAUCAUCAUUCCGGUAUGUGCCGUGAUUGGUAUCAUUUUUUCUCUGAUCCAAUGGGCUUUGGUGUCAAAAGUAAAGCUCACACCAGACCGAAACGGCUCUCCGGCAAACAACAACAAGAAUGGAUUCAAUGAUUCCUUAAUCGAAGAAGAAGAGGGCGUUAACGAACAUAAUGUCGUCGCGAAAUGCGCUGAGAUUCAGAAUGCCAUCUCUGAAGGAUCAACAUCCUUUUUGGUUACUAUGUACCAAUACGUGGGCAUUUUCAUGGUUGUUUUUGCAAUCUUGAUCUUCCUUUUCCUGGGUUCUGUUGAGGGCUUCAGCACAAAGAGUAAACAAUGUACCUACGAUGUUCACAGCAUGUGUAAACCUGCACUUGCCACUGCUUUCUUUAGCACCAUCUCCUUCUUGCUUGGUGCCAUUACCUCUGUCCUUUCUGGUUUCCUUGGGAUGAAAAUAGCCACAUAUGCGAAUGCCAGAACAACAUUAGAAGCAAGAAAAGGUGUUGGGAAAGCUUUCAUUACUGCAUUUCGAUCUGGUGCUGUAAUGGGCUUUCUCCUUGCUGCAAAUGGCCUUUUGGUUUUGUUUAUUACUAUUAAUUUAUUCAAGUUAUACUAUGGAGAUGACUGGGAAGGUCUUUUUGAAGCCAUAACUGGUUAUGGACUUGGUGGAUCUUCCAUGGCUCUGUUUGGAAGAGUUGGUGGUGGUAUUUACACUAAAGCUGCUGAUGUUGGUGCUGAUCUUGUUGGAAAGGUCGAAAGGAACAUUCCAGAAGAUGAUCCUAGAAAUCCAGCUGUUAUUGCUGACAAUGUUGGAGAUAAUGUUGGUGACAUUGCUGGAAUGGGAUCUGAUCUUUUCGGGUCUUAUGCUGAGUCAUCAUGUGCUGCACUUGUAGUUGCUUCCAUUUCUUCUUUUGGAAUCAACCAUGAAUACACUGCAAUGUGUUACCCAUUGCUUGUGAGCUCUGUUGGGAUUCUUGUGUGCUUGAUAACCACACUUUUUGCAACUGAUUUUUUUGAAAUCAAAGCUGUGAAAGAUAUUGAACCAACAUUGAAGAAUCAGCUUAUUAUAUCUACUGUUCUUAUGACUUUUGGAAUCGGAAUCGUUAGUUGGAUUGCACUUCCUUCAUCCUUCACCAUCUUCAACUUUGGUGUACAGAAAGUCGUGCAUAACUGGCAACUUUUCUUAUGCGUCUGUGUGGGUCUAUGGGCGGGCCUCAUAAUCGGUUUCGUAACCGAAUACUACACCAGCAACGCCUACAGCCCCGUACAAGACGUCGCCGACUCCUGCAGAACCGGAGCCGCCACAAACGUCAUCUUCGGCCUCGCAUUAGGCUACAAAUCCGUCAUCAUUCCGAUCUUCGCCAUCGCAAUCGGAAUCUUCGUUUCCUUUUCCUUCGCCGCCAUGUACGGAAUCGCCGUUGCCGCCCUCGGAAUGCUCAGCACCAUCGCCACCGGCCUCGCCAUCGACGCCUACGGUCCCAUCUCCGACAAUGCCGGCGGAAUCGCCGAGAUGGCCGGAAUGAGCCACAGAAUCCGCGAACGCACCGACGCCCUCGACGCCGCCGGAAACACCACCGCCGCCAUCGGAAAGGGGUUCGCGAUUGGUUCCGCCGCGCUCGUUUCGUUAGCGCUGUUUGGCGCGUUCGUGAGCCGCGCUGGAAUUGAAGUUGUUGAUGUUUUGACUCCGAAGGUUUUUAUCGGGUUGAUUGUGGGGGCUAUGCUUCCGUACUGGUUUUCCGCCAUGACCAUGAAGAGUGUGGGCAGUGCCGCCUUGAAGAUGGUGGAGGAGGUCAGGCGGCAGUUUAAUACGAUUCCAGGGAUCAUGGAGGGGCUUGCGAAGCCGGAUUAUGCUACUUGUGUUAAGAUAUCGACGGAUGCGUCUAUUAAGGAGAUGAUUCCACCUGGCGCACUUGUGAUGUUGACUCCUCUUAUUGUCGGGACGUUUUUUGGAGUUGAGACUCUUUCUGGUGUUCUUGCGGGCUCUUUGGUUUCUGGUGUCCAGGUGGCGAUUUCUGCAUCCAAUACUGGUGGCGCGUGGGACAAUGCUAAGAAGUAUAUUGAGGCGGGUGCAUCGGAACAUGCGAGGACACUUGGACCGAAGGGGUCGGAUGCACAUAAGGCGGCUGUGAUAGGGGACACGAUUGGGGACCCACUAAAGGACACCUCGGGUCCAUCUCUAAACAUUUUGAUCAAGCUAAUGGCUGUUGAAUCACUUGUGUUUGCACCCUUCUUUGCGGCUCAUGGCGGUUUGCUUUUUAAGCUGUUUUAAGUAUGAAUGAAUGGAGGUUGACCACUUUUGUAGCAGUAUGUUUUAAAAUUAUGGCAUUUGAUGCCUAUUUUUAGAGUUAGUUUAAUGGUAUGACUGUUGUCACGAAUAUUGCAAUUGGCCUAUUUGAGGAGAGAGUUUAGGGUGAAGAAUUUGUCAGUUUUCUUCAUAUCAUUUAGGAGGAGAGCUGUUGGUUUGUACUUUUCUUAUUUCCUUUGGAAGAAUAUGUUAUUUUCAUAGUCUUUGUUUUUCAUUGGUGUUUGUGCUUGAUAAAUUUUUGUUGGCUGAUGGUACUUGUGGUUUCAAUUUGUUACAUGCUCG
Messenger RNA from Lactuca virosa, 2687 nucleotides. The record is from the annotation of a GenBank genome assembly. NCBI's taxonomy places the organism in Eukaryota, Viridiplantae, Streptophyta, Magnoliopsida, Asterales, Asteraceae.